Dromiciops gliroides (monito del monte) is the source of this 4983-nucleotide messenger RNA. RefSeq names its product beta-1,4-galactosyltransferase 4 (gene B4GALT4). Bases 415 to 1428 code for a protein of 337 amino acids. Gene Ontology annotation, molecular function: glycosyltransferase activity. The record is from RefSeq and is a predicted model, not a curated record. The transcript is spliced from 8 exons. NCBI's taxonomy places the organism in Eukaryota, Metazoa, Chordata, Mammalia, Microbiotheria, Microbiotheriidae. Gene Ontology annotation, biological process: carbohydrate metabolic process.
AGGAGAUAUGUGGCUGGGGUUGGAGGCGGGGUCCCAGAACGAGCUGCCCCCUCCUCUCGGUCUCCUGACUUCCCCUCCCGGCCCCUGGCUCCAGCCAAGGAGCCGUUGCAGUCUCCGCCUGAUCUUUCUAGAUCUACUAGUUGGAGAACUCUCAAUUAUCCUCCUAUCUUCCCAAACACCCUGCAGCAUUUUGGACAUAACAGAGAUUUGGAUUGAGUGGUUUGCAGGCUCUGUCCUUGGUCAUUUCCCCAGAAAUUAUUGGAACAGAACCAUGGAAAAAGAAUCAUCAUUGCUGUAUCUGCUGAUGUACAACUUGUGACUGGAUUGCAAAGUUUCUUCUAAGUUGGCCAUUCCCCCCGCCUCCCCACCCCAUGAGAGGUGGUGAGGGAAAUCUUAUCCAUCUAAUAAUAAGAAAUGGGUAUAAAAUGGACUAUUCAGCUUUCCUAUAAAUUCAGAUUGCUGCUGCUAUUUGCAUUAUGUAUGAUGGUGAUUGGAUGGGCCACCUCAAGCUACCUGGUUACUGCCAUCCAAGAGAUUCCUAAAGCAAAGAUUUUCAAUAGGACCACAAUUUGGAGGAAGGAGUUAGCUUCAUCUAAUAUGACAAAAUCAAAAUUGAAAAAAUGCUCUCUUUUGUCUCCGUACCUGAGAGGAACCAGCAAACUCAUUUUCCAGUCAAAUCUCACAUGGGGAGAAAUAAUGACAGAGAAUCCUAAAGUUCAAAAAGGCUAUUACCACCCAGAAGAUUGUAAGGCUUUACAACGGGUUGCCAUCCUAAUUCCACACCGGAAUAGAGAGAAACAUUUAUUGUACCUGCUAAAACAUCUCCAUCCAUUCUUGCAGAGACAGCAAGUGGAGUAUGGCAUCUACGUCAUUCAUCAGGCUGGAGAUGAGAAAUUUAAUAGAGCCAGACUCCUGAAUGUUGGCUACCUAGAAGCUCUUAAGGAAGAAAAUUGGGAUUGUUUUAUAUUUCAUGAUGUGGAUUUGAUACCAGAGAAUGACCAUAAUCUCUAUAUGUGUGAUGUUCAUCCAAAACACCUGGUGGUUGGCAGAAACAGCACUGGCUACAGGUUGCGUUAUAAAGGAUAUUUUGGAGGUGUUUCUGCUCUUACAAGAGACCAGUUUUACAUGGUGAAUGGAUUCUCCAACAACUACUGGGGCUGGGGUGGAGAAGAUGAUGACCUCAGAAUCAGGUUGGAGAUACAAGGGAUGAAAAUAUCUAGACCACCUCCUUCCAUAGCCAAAUAUACAAUGAUCUUCCAUACCAGAGAUAAAGGCAAUGAGGUGAACUCUGAAAGGAUGAAGCUAUUAAAGCAUGUGUCACAAGUCUGGCAAACAGAUGGACUGAACUCUUGUUCCUAUAACCUGCUGUCUGUGAAACACAAUCCUUUAUAUAUCAACAUCACAGUGGAUUUCCUUGUGACUUCAUAAUUCUGCAUUAUUCUGUUGAGGUUUCUUCGGAGGAAAAUAGAAUGUCCAGUUGCAGUAGUUAUUGAAAUGUCUGGAAAUUUUGAAUUUGACAUCCCCCCAAGCCGUCUUGCCUCUGUCACCAAGUAGUGGACACAAUGAGGAACUGGCUGCUGGGUGUGACUGGUUUGAAUUUUUCCUUCCUGUUUUUGUGAGAAGCACUGCUGAUUUUGUAGAGGGAAUAAGGCUAUUGGAACAGAAAAGUUUUCUUAUAGAUGAAGAUAAGCAAAACAGAGAAGGUUCCUUUGUAGCAUAGAGUCAGUUCAGGAUCAUUUGUUGAAAGUGAAUUGUCUAGAUUUGGGAACAUGACAGCUCAGGUGAUCAGAAGGUGUGGGCUCCAGGAAACAGCAUUGCUAGAUUGUCAAAAGGAUCAAGGCUGCUCUUGGGAACAACAGAAAGGUAGAAACAUGAAUGUCACUAGGUGAGGCUGACUUGGAGGUCUCUGAGGGGAAGGGCAUAAGGUGGAGGAGUAGAGAGAAAAAAUGGUCCAGGGGAAGGAAAGUAUAACAAGUUUAACUGGAAUAGAAAUGAGUAGUUUAGCAAAGGUACAGGACAGCAUAUUUGAGGAGGCAGUGGGGGAAUUGGGGUAUAGUUCCUCCAUGUAUAUUUUCUACCUCAUGUAACUAGUCUCCUCUUCUGCCUAUCUGGGGUAUGGGUAGGUCAAAUAAGGUAGCACUUUGAGGAAGAUGAGAUGAAUUUGGGAAGCUUUCUUAAAAGAGGAAGUGUUUUUAACCAACACUUCAAUUCUCUCUUUCAUCCUUUUCCUCACCACCCCUUUAUCUGAAUCUUCCUACUGCUUUGUCCCAAAUCACUUUACACCUAGAUCAUUUUCCCAUCUCUUUAGUUUAUCAGUUUAGGUUUCUGUACUUCUGGGCUUCUUAAUAUUCCUGAUCAUCUUGGUUUUUUUUCUUUCUCCCUGAUUUUGUUCUAUGAUAGCUUAGCUCUGUGCAUUCUCCCAGGCUUUCUCCAGGGACUCUAUACACAUCUCCAUUUUUUCAAAUCCUUCUCCCUCUAGGGCCCAGUUCAGGUGCUACCUCUCUUAAACAAGAAACAUUCUGGCAUGACCCACCAGCUGAAAAAUCAUUUCUUGCUUACAUUUUCUAGAACGUUUUGCCUGAUCUCUCAUUUGCUUUUUUCCCAUUCUAAGGGCACCAGAUUUAGUCACAGAACCUUGGUUUCAGGUUCUUGCCAGCUGUGUGACCUUGAUCAAGUCACUAAGCUUCUGGAACACACCUUUUUUAAAUGAGAGGAGUACAACCAGAAAAUCUCAGUGUUCUCUUCCAGCUCUCAAUCUUACGAUUCUACCUUGUAUCAUACUCAUUUGUGUAUCUCUUGUCCCUGCUGUUAGAUUGUAAGGUUCUGGAGGGCAGGGAUUGUGACAUUUUUCAUCUUUGUUGAAUUGAGUUCAAUACUUAUUUGUUACAACUGUUCCCCAUCCUCAUUCAUCUGAAUCAUUCAGAUUCAAUUCUCUGUCCUUUUCUUUACCUGCCACUUUUUGACUAGGGGCUUGGGCUACUGAUAGUCCCAUAGAAUCUGGAGGAACAUCCACCUACCUAGUCAACUGAGGAAUUGAAUGAUUCCAUUAGUCUUACCAAAGGGGCUGUUGUGGUUGCUAUUAUUGCUAUUAUGCUCUAAAUCAAGCAGCCAACAGCACUUACUUGGGAGUGUUCUUCAUCUACUAGUAAUAUGAGAUAAUGUGUUGCCUACUAAUUUUUCUAGAUAUUUUUUAAUUAAAAAAACUUUUCUACAUGUAUUUUUUGAAUCAACAGCAAUUGUAUUAUAACCACAAAGAAUGUCCAAAGUGACUUUUGGAGGCAUUAUUAUAAUGUUUCAAAAGAUCUGUGCUUUUGUCAGUUAUUGUCCACUGAUGCAGAUCAUAACUUUCCACACUUUUGUGUGGGUCUUAGUGACUUUCCUGUAUUUUUUUUUUUUUAGUGAGGCAAUUGGGGUUAAGUGACUUGCCCAGGGUCACACAGCUAGUAAAUGUUAAGUGUCUAAGGCUGAAUUUGAACUCAGGUACUCCUGACUCCAGGGCCGGUGCUCUAUCCACUACGACACCUAGCUGCCCCUUUCCUGUAUUUUUAAAAAAAUCAUCAUCUAGAGGCCAACCUUCUGGUGAUAGGCCCCUCUCAAACAUAAAACCAAGCUGGUACUUAUCUUGGACAAUAGACAACAAGGUUCAUUUGUUGCUGGACCUUCUCAUAAAGCCUUUACAGUGUGGGGCUUGACAGGAGUUGCCAGAGCUGAAGCUUUGGUUCUUUUAGGGUUAUUUAGAAAUCUCACUGCAGUAACAGAAGACAAGGGAUUAGCUCACUUGACUUGUGCCAUUCUUAGUGGUGUGUUUAAAGAAUCAUAUCCUUCUCACUGAGUAUAUAUGUCCUUUAAGUGAAACAUUCCCUGAAACCCAUGUAGUGUUUUCUUGCUAAAAUCUCCAGGGCUAUCAGAAAGCUUUAUGCUUUAGAGUUGGAUACCAGAAUCCCUAAAUUGAGAGAAAUUAUAUCUUUAAUCUUUGUUUCUCUUUUAUUAAUACCUUUCUGUUUCUAUAUUUCCAUCCUAAAUUCAGUUUAGCUGUUAUGGAAUCAUCACCUCUGCUGGGAAUUAUUCUUUUUUUUUGGGGGGGGGGUGGAAUUCUUUUUUGAUGACUCUUUGCUAGUAUCUGGCUUAUCUCUCUGGAUGCUUUGAGGGAAUAAGUACCCUUUUUCAUAUUGAAGUCUAAUAUUUCCAGUGCCUGGCUUUUUAAAUAUCUCCAGUGGCAUUGGAUUAACUUUCCUCUUCCUCUGUUUCAGUUUUUUUUUUCUUUCAUUGUCCUUUUGGUGAGGGAGGUUAAUGUUCGGCAACAGGAAAAUGUUUCAAACUUCCAUGUGGCAUAAAUAUUCUGUUUGAAACAAUCCUAUUGAAGAGCACAGGGUAUUCAAUCAUGUUCGUAAAAUUGCUCAACUCUUAUAAAUUAACUCACAUAAAUCACAAUAAAGCCAAGGACAUUAGGGGUAUGACUGAUGCCCAGGAAUAUUAAUGUUCCCUUCAGACCAUCAACCUUGCUCUCCGCCUGGCCCACAACCAUCAUCCAGGAAAACAAACCCUAUGGGAAAGGGGAGCCUGCCAUCCCCUCCCACCAAUCACCAAACAACUGCCACCAACAGGGCAGACAAGUCAGCCUUGCCAAGCAGGAGACAGGAGACACCACGUUCCCGCUGGAUUAAACCACUUCCACCUCCCCUUGGACUUUGGUGGAAAUAGUCCAGGACCCAGAGUACAAAAGUCUGGAGAAUUGCAGUGCCCCAGUCUUACUUCCAGCUUGGCUGUAACAGACUCAGGGAACUAAUUUGGCAGGAAUGUUACCAUGAUAGCCAAUAUUCCUGGUACUCCCCUUAAUUCCUAUGACUCGCUUGUCCUAAGUAAGUUCUCGAACCAGCCAUACAUGUAGAUUUCUCCCCUUCCUUUCUAGCCCCACCACUUCUUUUCCCUUGGAACCUAGCUAGGCAGGUUUCCUAUUAUCUUCAAAGAAAGCUAGUAUUGUCU